AUGUCGAGCUUUCAAGCGGGUCCUUUCAACCAGGCCCAGACCCCUCAGGGAACUUCUACGUCUUUCCUGCAACAAGGCGUCUCUCGAGAUGUUGUCGAUGAUAAUCUGCAUGACCUCAAUAUAUUAUGGGGCAGCUUGGACACUUUCCCGCUCGAGGGGUUUGGACGGGGACUUCCCAACGAACUUAUCACUCUACCGGAAUUAGACAUCCCGGAGUCUAUCAAUUCGGAGCUCACUGCCCCUAUGACCGGCGAUACUCUUGGCAACGUGAGACUGGAUAGCCCGCUCUCUGACGACGAUGCAUCGCUGUCUAACUUCCAACUACCACCGUUACAACACAAUGAAGACUCUCAAGAUACCGAUAACGUGUUGCAUACUAGCGAGAGUAUUCCCUCCGAGCCUCAUAUCCCCUGGCGGAUCAGCAAAGAGGAUUACCAACUAACCCUGGGGAAGAUAGAGCAUGUUCGCCAUAUUCUUCCGGAAUCAUUUAGCUUCCCUUCAAAAUAUGUGUUCUGUAGAUAUAUAGAAGGAUACUUCACUGGAAGCCAUGGCCAUUUGCCAUUCCUCCAUCUACCAACUGUGACGGUUGCCCAUCUGACACCCGCAUUGGUUCUUGCAAUAAUGGCAAUGGGGGCUCAAUAUCGCUUCGAGCAAGCACGGGCUGUGAAGUUUUACAAAGCUUCUCGGGCACUGAUCAACGACCAUAUCAACUUGCACUCCACGUCGAAUUCUCUGUAUACCCCAGGAUCGCAACUUGAUACGAUAGAUCGUACUGAGAAAACCCAUUUCGAAGUCUUGCAAGCGCAGAUCAUCCUCACCACCUUGGGAACAUGGGGAAAUCAUGAUCUGCUCCACGAUACUUUGGGAAUGGCGGGGCAAAUGUCUCUAUAUCUUCAAGAUAGCGGUCUCCUGUUACAUGACCGGCAUUCCGAUGACGGUUCAUGGCUUGCCUGGAUUCAGCAAGAGGGACAGAGGCGCACGAAAUACAUCGCAUACAUGAUAUGCAAUGUGCAGACAAUUCUUUACAACAUGCCUCCCAAAAUAUUGAAUAGCGAGAUAACAUCUAUUCUUCUCCCAUGGCCCGAAGAACUCUGGUCGGCCACAUGUGCAGCAGACUGGAAAUCGCUCCGUUCCAAAUGGGCCAAGUCCGUGACCUUUGGCGAGGUGUACUCCCAGCUGUUUCGUCACCAGCCGAACCAUCGUAUCUACUCCAGUCUAUCGUCGUUUGGGUACCUCAUCCUCAUCCACGGCAUCUUCCAGCAGAUCUAUCUUGCAUGGGAAUCCUCGUGUUGCCUUCCGGGCUCAUCAGAAGGACAUCCCAUGGCCCUCCCACACGAACUCCUGACUCGAUUCCACACAGCGCUCCGGCGAUGGCAAAAGGGCUGGGAAACCAGCUCAGAUCCGUCAAUCACACCCGCAUCCCCGAAAGGGCCCCUCGGCUUCAAUGCAACCGCGAUCUUCCGCAUCGCAUGCAUCCGGUUACACUUCAACCUCGGGCCUCACCGCAACCUGGGAACCGCAGACCCCGACGCGAUCGCAUCUUCGUUCUGCAACGCACCCCGACCCACCCAGCACUCCUUGCCGACCGGCUCCCGACCCGGCCCCGGCGCGGCGCUCUCGCCUCAGGCCAUGCAGACCCCGCAGAUCUACCAUGCCAUCCUGCAAUCCAUCCACGCCCUCUCCAUCCCCGUCCGACUCGGCGUGGAGUACGUAGCGAGAACGCAGACCCUGACCUGGAGCACCAUCCACUCGCUCUGCAACCUUGAAUGUGCCCUCUUCCUCUGUAAGUGGCUGGAGACGCUAGCGCUGAAUCCGACCGAUUUACAUCGAGACACGCGGCGGUUGCUGCGGAUUAUUUUGAGCGUGCUCCGGGAGGCGGAUCUGGCCCAGCCGGGGGGACUGGGAGGCGAGUUUGGGGCCCAGCAGUUGCGGCGUAUGGGGGCGGUGUUGGUGCGGCUGCUUUCGAAGAUAUUAAAGGGGGAUCACGUCUUUGAGAUGAUGCAUGUUUUCUGUGACUCGCUGCAGAUUUAUGCAAACCGGCUUGAAAACGACAUUGACUCGGAUAUUUCCGCCUAG
Messenger RNA from Penicillium chermesinum, 2076 nucleotides. Its product is annotated as fungal specific transcription factor domain-containing protein. The record is from RefSeq and is a predicted model, not a curated record. Gene Ontology annotation, biological process: DNA-templated transcription; regulation of transcription by RNA polymerase II. The transcript has a single exon. Gene Ontology annotation, cellular component: chromatin. The coding region runs from base 1 to 2076 and encodes 691 amino acids. Gene Ontology annotation, molecular function: RNA polymerase II cis-regulatory region sequence-specific DNA binding; DNA-binding transcription factor activity, RNA polymerase II-specific; zinc ion binding. NCBI's taxonomy places the organism in Eukaryota, Fungi, Ascomycota, Eurotiomycetes, Eurotiales, Aspergillaceae.